Molecule: messenger RNA, 309 nt
Organism: Paramuricea clavata
Lineage: Eukaryota; Metazoa; Cnidaria; Anthozoa; Malacalcyonacea; Plexauridae
Source: the annotation of a GenBank genome assembly
AUGGUCAAAACCACAAAAUUAUUAGGCGAAAUGCGCGCGGACCGUAUGUCCGCACAUUCCUCCGCCAAACCUGAUUCACAUGAAUCAGUAUUAACCGCUCCAGAGGGAGCAGAUACACCAGCUCCAGAGGGAGCACACACGCCAGCUUCAGAGGAAGUCAUACCAUCAGGCUCAGAAGAAGCCAAUAACUCUCGUUCGGCGGACGAGCCAUUACAAUACCAACGGGAUAAUGACGAUGAUGUGUUGAGUCUAUUUGCGGACAAUAAUCUUGACGUAGAUAAUGAUAGUUUACUCGAGUCUAUUGAUUAA